AUGUCCAACAACAACGACCGAGCUGUACCAGACGCCUCCGUCCGCGAUCUCACUGUGCAACUUCAGAGUGUUUCAAUCUCUGACGCGAACCCUGCAACCAACAAUGCAAGUUCGUCCUCCACUGCCCGUCUUGUCGACCAAGGCCCCGCCGCCGCUUCGAGCGACCCGAUGCAAGACUUGGCAGUUUGUCUCGGCGUCUCGGCGGUCGAUUUCGAUCUGGCGCGAUUUUCGCCCCGUCUGCCCAACGUCAACCUGGCCACCCAGCGGUCUGGCCUCCUGGCGGCUCUGUCCGAUGCAAGUACCAUCAAAGGCAACGAGCUGCCACAACCCUCACCAUCACAGCGGACAAGCGCCGCAGCAGUGCUUGAUGAGCUGGGGCUACGCGACACCAGCGAGUUUGUCCCGCUUGCAGUUGGUUUCAUGCUGCUCAAAACCCUUCUCAAUGAGCUGAAAGCCGAGGCGAAAGCCGAGGCGAAAGCCGCAGCCGCCGAGACAGCGCGCCAGGAAGCCGUGGCGAAAGCCGAGCAGGAGCGCCAGGAAGCCGUGGCAGCGCGCCAGGAAGCCGAGACCGAGAGAAACGCGCGCCUGGAAGCCGAGACAGCGCGCCAGAAAGCCGAGUCGAGGGCUUCCGAGUUCCUGCUCGAUAAGGACAUUGUCUUGCCAGCUCUUGGUGCUGCCAAUCUGGGCAAAUCAAGCUUGAAUGCAUCCGUGCCAACAAAUCACCAACCUGCCACUGCACUCCACGGCGAAUUUGUCGUGCAUACCGAUUUGGCAUACACACAGCGUCCUGCUGAUUCUGUUCUUGAUGCAGCUCGGGCUGGGUAUGAUGGCGAGGAAGCCGUUCAGCAACUGGUAUACCUCACGCUUACUGCGGUCGCCAAAGUCCUCGGACAGACACAACUGGGCGAGAUUCCUGUAUUCUUCAAGACCGCCGGCUCGGGAGCGAACGCGGCACAGAAGUCGGACCUCUGGUACGUAUCGUGGCUCGGCAUCGGACAUGGUGCUAUUGAGGUCAAGAAACCGUCCGCUCCGGAACCCACCAGCAGUCCGAAAUACGAGGAGCAACGCAAGCAUCUCGCGCUCGCAGACAUGCACAACCCGCUCAUUCUGGGGCAGCUGUACGACUACUUGCAGGAGCUGCGCAUCACCUUCAAGCCUAACGCACUGUUUGGCAUCCUGACCAACUACAUGUACUGGCGCAUCUGCUGGCUGGACGAGCCAGAAGCAAACCGGCUUGCCGCGUGCUCCCAGGCGCUCCCUCGGCACAAGGACUCGACCAUGCGCGAAGAGGACCUGCACACUUCGCUUCCCUUGCCUGCUUUCGGGGAGACCAAACCAACAAACACGCCGUUCCUGCCGCCAACUCAGCAGGUUCUGAAGCGCGAGCUCCGCUGCAGCCAACCCUUCUACUACCAAGACACGAAUAUCGUGUCCGUUCUCGCUUCCGCGAUCUACAAGAUGAGCCGCACUGUCCCAACGCGCGGAAGAUGCCACACAGCCCUUGCCGUCACUUGGAAAAGCCGAGCAUGGGAGUCGUUCAAGAUGCCUCUUGACUUUAACCACAUGCCGACUCUUCACAAAUCGCCGGAAGAAGAGAAAAAUCGCCUCUACCUGACACUCCGACUCGGCGGUGGCGGCGAUGGCACGGCGUGGCUCGCAUCGAACACAGCGGGCCGCGUCUGCGUCGUCAAGUUCUUCAACGAGCCCAACUUGGAGGUCAUUCAAGCCGAGUGCGAACGGUGGAACGACAUCUGGCAUCAGCGAGACCCCCAGUUUCCCGAGGCGGUUGUCACUACUUUGCUCGAGCAGCCGGUGCUCGUCAUGCCUUUUGUCAAGACAGGAGAGUUUCCCAAGCAAAUACCUGCGGACGCUCGAAGGGCGAUUCGCGAGGCUGCGCAGAGAAUGGCCACGGCAGGCUACAUGCACGACGAUCUUCUGAUGCGUCAUGUCGGUUUCUACACGAAGGCUUCCAAUACCUUGAUGGCGGUCUUCUGCGACUUGUCACGAGUCACCCGGGUGAGCUCCGACGAAGAUAAGGAAGCGGCGCGCAUGGCCAUGCUCACCAAACUUUCGCUUGAGCCCGGCGAUGUGUUGUGAGGUGUGCUUUUUGAAACCAUGGCUCCAUCUGUCUGUUUCUCUGUAUGCACUCCAACCCCCUUUGUGAAAAUCAACCGGAAUUAAAACUGUUUAUUAGGUUGUCAAGUCCCGAACGGCCCGCUAGUUCGACCCGAGUCUACUCAGA
Molecule: messenger RNA, 2242 nt
Organism: Capsaspora owczarzaki ATCC 30864
Lineage: Eukaryota; Filasterea; Ministeriida; Capsasporidae
Exons: 2
Coding region: 1-2097 (698 amino acids)
Source: RefSeq, a predicted model, not a curated record